Amyelois transitella is the source of this 267-nucleotide messenger RNA. RefSeq lists its product as uncharacterized. The transcript is spliced from 3 exons. The coding region runs from base 1 to 267 and encodes 88 amino acids. The record is from RefSeq and is a predicted model, not a curated record. Lineage: Eukaryota; Metazoa; Arthropoda; Insecta; Lepidoptera; Pyralidae.
AUGGCAGCAGAUUAUGUGCACCCUGCACAUAGGCACCCUUGGAGGGUAAGGUUUUAUCCAAAGAAUACCUUAUUUAGAAAGGCCGACCUGAUCGAUAAAGGUUGUACGGUGUUCCUAAAGGAGUGUCCAUCGACAUACAAAAUUCAUGUGAUCUGCGCUAGGCAUUACGAUGGACAUUAUAAAACAUUCAAUAACUAUUGCGAAAUGGAGUUUGAAAAUUGUAACAGUUGGAGACAAUGGAGUAUGAUUAAGCAAGUCAGAUGUUGA